AUGCAAGCAGCCUCAGGAGAAGACUCCGGCACCAAGAAGCGGUCCUACACUGAGCGAAAGACUGUCGGGCAGAAGCCCACGCCAAAUGCCACGAUCCGUUCCCAGAACGGGUCUUUUGGAAACUUAAUGCCAUUCGGAGAGAGUGAUGGAUUACAACUGAUAUCCUCUCUCGUGAUAGAUAAGAUCUCCGUCUUCGACUCGACUCGCCUUUGCAUCCAAAACAAACCCAAGGCCCUUGGAUAUGUUCAAGAAACCCCUGGGAGAUCUCAAAACAUCUGCUGCGUGGCAGCACCGCUCCGCUCGAGCGACCGACGCAAGCUCAAGCAGCGCAUCGCGGACACGUUCGGAUUGUCGCCUGAGGACGCACAACUCCUCGUCCCCGAGGGGCUGAAGAGCGUCAAGUUCGAGAAUCAUCAGGGAAAGCCGGGGGUAGCCUACCUCUCGCACGACGGCGACCCGCUCUGGUUCACAUUGGGCAAGGGGUCUGACGACCUCAUCCCCACAGGCAAGUCUCGCGCAAAGGACGCCCUAUACUCUCUGUGGAAGAAAUACGACCUCCUGCCAACACUCACGACGCCACAGGCCGUCAUGCCGCGCAUUCAGGACGGCGCGGACCUAAUGAUCCCAGGCGUGGUCUCCUGGCCGUCCCCGCUCUCGCCUAACCAGCUGGUGUCCAUCUCAAAAUAUGUCGGCGAUAAGGGCAAGCGCGCACCGCCGUUUGCGGUGGGGAGGGUCGAGGAAGGUGUGGAUGAGAAGAAACUGGGGGAGGAGGGCGCGAAGGGGAAGGCGGUGGGCGUGCUGCAUGCGUGGAAGGAUGGCUUGUGGAGUGUCGGGCAUGGCGGGGAGAUGCCGCCGGACGUGGAAGUAGUGGACGGGCAGGGUGGUGAGGGAGGGGAGAAGGCAAGCGAAGCCAACCCUCCCCCGGCUAGCGCGACGCAUUCCCCCGAAUCUCCUACCCAGGCUACCCACGACCCAACCAAUACCGAACCCAAUCCCACCGAGCCCGCGUGCACCCUCACCCCAGACGAAAUCACACAGAGCCUGCGCACAGCCCUCCUCCUCUCGCUCACCUCCCCGCCCCCGCCCGGCGCUUUCCCCAUGCCCGCAAGUACCUUCUACACCUCGCACGUCCUGCCCUACCGCCCCGCCCACCUCGCCUCCUCCCCCACGCCAGUCGACGUCAAACACUCCUCCCUGAAGUCCCUCUCCGCCUUCCUCAAAAGCUGCGAAAAGGCCGGCUUGGUCACGCUGAAGAACCAGAAGGGUGAUAUCGUAGUUACUAGCGUGAACAGCCGGCACGAAGAGGUACUGGGCGUGGGGAAGUACAAGACGGUGAAGGACGUGGAGGAGUGGGAGAGGAAGAAGCGGGAGCGGGAGGCCGAGGCGGAGCGGGGGAGGGCGGAGAAGGAGGUCGAGGUGCGCGAGUAUUACAAGCCGUUCGGGCAGACGCUGGCGUGGUUCGCGGCGGCGGGGCAGCAGCCCGGCACGCUCUUCCUCCUCCCGGAUCUGCGCGCGCUCCUCAACGCGUACAUCGCGUCGCACAACCUCGUCAACCCGCACGAGCAGCAGUUCGUCAACGUCUCGGCCGACCCGCUGCUCCUCGCCGCGGUCACCGGCCCGCUCCCCGGAAAACCCAAAGGGCAGGCGGAGGUGGUGGAGUUUCUGAAGCGUGAGGAGAUAAUGAAACGCUUGGUGGAAAGAAUGCAGGCGUGGUACGAGAUUCGGGUGGACGGGAGGGAGGGGGAGGUAAAGAAAGGCGCCCUCCCGCCCAUCACGCUCACCCUCAAGUCCCGCCAGAACAAGCGCAAGACGGUGACGAUCGUGACGGGCCUCGAACCGUUCGCGGCGGUGGUAGGCUCGCCGGAGGAGGUCGCGGAGGGGGUGCGGCGGUCGGGGUUCGGGGCGAGCGUGAGCGCGAUACCGAAUAAGCCGAAUACGUACGAGAUCCUGGUACAGGGGAAGCAGCAGAAAGUGGUGAUGGACCUGUUGCUCGCGAAGGGGGUGCCGAAGCGGUGGAUCGAGGUGGUGAAUUUGACGAAGUAAGUUCGCGGCCCUAAGGACGCGUUCAUGAUCGUGUGCAGGGUCCCUGGCAGCGGGUUUGGCGCUUGCGUAGACUCUCGGAAAAAAUACGCAGGUUCCUGGAGUUGCUGAACGGGUUAAUGAAGAAGAAUUGCGUAUUGUAUGCUAGCUUGAAAUUGGAUGCGAGGAAAUUGACGUUGUGAUCGUUCCUCAGACA
Molecule: messenger RNA, 2236 nt
Organism: Gloeophyllum trabeum ATCC 11539
Lineage: Eukaryota; Fungi; Basidiomycota; Agaricomycetes; Gloeophyllales; Gloeophyllaceae
Exons: 12
Coding region: 1-2043 (680 amino acids)
Biological process (GO): formation of translation preinitiation complex; translational initiation
Molecular function (GO): translation initiation factor activity
Source: RefSeq, a predicted model, not a curated record